AGAAGAGAUUUUAUAAUUAAUCGAUAGUAAUGACAGACGUGACUUGAUUGAAAUUGCACAUACGACCGAUAACAAUGUGCGUCACAGGGGGGAGGCAACCGUUAAAUUUUGCGCCUCCAUAUGGAGUUAUACAUCAGAGGGAUAUAUUUAUCGGUCACAAACAACAAUUGUCCGGUGUCACAUUUAAUUGACGGUUAUAAAAUGUAGCGAGCGUGCAAUCGAGAAUAAUUUGGCGUGAGUCUCGCGCGAGAGCCGGCUUUCAGAGGGAGGAGAUGCGUCGCCACGUGAUUCCUAUAAUUUUCUGGAUUCGUGUUUAGCGAAACGACAAGGCUCUUGUUUGACAAAAUAACAAGUAGGUGGGUGUCGGUUUUCACACCCAUAGCUCGGCGGGACCUCUUCGGAGAACGUAAAAAAAGCCGACAUACGAAACCGGUCCCGAUGAAUCUUUGUUAUACUGGAGCCCCCACAUAUUGCCUGCCACCUUCAUACGUGCGCCUAUAAGGACGAAACGGCUGAAGAACUUCAGGACUGUACUCUACCGUCACUUGUGAGAAGGAGAGUACAAUAUACUCUCGGAAAAAAGAAGAACAUAUUAGUCCCUCGGUUAAAUCAUUGAGAAUUUGGAUAAUCAUCGACGUGAAUCAACUCAGCAUCCUGUAUGACGCAAUAGAGACCAAUAAAUUGUAUAAUAUUUUAUCAACUGAAUGUUAUCUUUGUUGAAUAAUUUCAGGGGCGCAUCCUGUGUUGCGUACAGGACUGAAAUGUGCAUCACGUACGAAGAAGGAAAAAGAGAGACAGAAAUGGAAAGAAAGACCCAAGGGCCUGAAUGGCUUACGGACGCUACGGCACGUUAGUUGCCAGACGAGGAUUCGCUCUUUUAUGGCUCCGACGGAUCAGGCCAUCGAAUCCCUUGGUUCUCAACGAAUGAAAUAUACUUCCACAGCCAGAGUGAUUCUUGUAGCCGGCGCCGAAUAGAUUGGACCGGGGCCCGGCCUUCUUGCCCGCUCACUUUGUUCGAUCAUUGUCGUGCAACGCGCCGAGGCGUAAGAUCACUAAAAAUUAACAAGAUUCACGCGACGCGGGACAUUUCAUUAAAGUGGUGCUACAAUUAGGCGUCAGAUCGUUUGGAAAGCGGUAGCAAGCAGUCUCGCCCUCCUGAAGCGUGACAUAUUGCUGCAGUGCAACAAUCUUCUGGGCCGAGCGUGCCGCGCCGUCAGCAAUUAACUGUACAGGGUACAGGCCUGAGGAGAGUCGCCAUCUCUCGCUCGCUCGCGCGUCGCCGAUCAGAGAAGCCGAAGACACCCGAAGUUCCUCCCCCACUUGCUCGACUCCGCGAGACGGAGAUCGCCGAGGUCGGAGUAGCCUGCGCUAUGCGCCUCGACGCGGAGCGCCCUACGUCACAGUGAAGUAUGUGCUCCCGAGUGUAGAAAAUGGCUGUGCUCUCCGCUUCCAGGGAUCGGCGCGGAUGUAAAUAUGGCCUGUGGCUCGGUUUGGGAGUGUUCGCCGUGAGAUGCCUCGGCGUCCUGGGCAUUGUUUGUUACUGCGAUGGACACUGUCCGGAUGGCAGGCAAAAUGGAACGUGCGAGUUACGAGCCGGAGGACAAUGUUUCAGCGCCGUGGAAGAGGUGUGGGACACCGAAAUGUCAGAGUACGUGCCUGAAGUGUCGUUUGGUUGCUUGCCACCCGCGGAGGGCGGUUUUAUGCAAUGCAGAGGAAAUCAAGUUCCUCAUUUACAAGAGAAGAGUAUAACGUGCUGCAACAAUACGGAUUUAUGUAACAAGGACCAAUAUCCCGAAAUAGCCUACAAGCCGCGUCCUACCAUGGGUCCCAGUUCGAUAGAUAUUACAACGGGAGCGCCGUUUAUUGUCCUAGCAGUGGUCUUAUCGGCAAUGCUGAUGAUUACCAUAAUAGUUCUACUGAUCAUGUAUCAUAGAUGUUGGAAGAAAGAGAUAGAUCCGUGCCUAGUGCCAUCGCAAGGAACUUUGAAGGAUUUUAUAGAUCAAAGCAGCGGAUCUGGAUCGGGACUGCCGCUCUUGGUACAACAGACUAUUGCGAAACAAUUAGCCAUGUCGAAGUGCGUAGGAAAAGGACGUUACGGCGAAGUAUGGCUCGCCAGAUGGCGAGGCGGCGAAAAAGUAGCGGUGAAAGUUUUCUUCACUUUAGAGGAAGCAUCUUGGUUCAGGGAAACGGAAAUUUAUCAAACCGUGUUGAUGAGACACGAUAAUAUAUUGGGUUUUAUCGCCGCCGAUAUUAAGGGUACCGGCUCUUGGACUCAAAUGUUGUUGAUCACGGAUUAUCACGAAAGAGGUUCAUUACACGAUUACUUACAAGUAACUGUGCUGGAUCAUCAGGCUCUAUUAACAAUUUGUUUGUCAAUCGCUUCUGGUAUCGCGCACUUGCAUACCGAAAUCUUUGGUACACAAGGAAAACCCGCGAUAGCACACAGAGACAUUAAAAGCAGAAAUAUUUUAGUGAAAAGGAAUGGAGAAUGUGCCAUAGCUGACUUUGGAUUGGCUGUUCGUUACAUAAGCGAGAGCGGAGAGAUUGACAUUGCGCCAAAUACUCGAGUGGGUACGCGGCGUUACAUGGCACCGGAAGUGAUAGACGAAACUCUGAAUAAAACUUCCUUCGAUGCGUUCAAAAUGGCAGAUAUGUAUUCUGUCGGUCUCGUAUUUUGGGAAACUUGCAAAAGAUGUAUUAUGGGUGGUAAAAAUUCUACCGUCGAUGAUUAUGCCUUGCCUUACCAGGAUGUCGUUCCAAGCGAUCCUAGCUUCGAAGAUAUGAAGCAAGCAGUCUGCGACAAACGAUUACGUCCACUAAUUCCGGCAAAAUGGGAUAACGAUCCGAUUCUAUAUUCGUUAAGCAAAAUAAUGUCGGAAUGUUGGCAUACGAAUCCACCAGUUCGCUUGACUGCUCUUCGCGUUAAAAAGACACUAGUGUCGAAAGUAAACCAUAGUUACACUAUAAAGUAUGUAUAGUACUUGACAACAAAACUGACUCUAGUUAACAAAACUUUCUACUCCUGUAAAUAUAUAUUUUAGUGUACAUAGAAUUGUUGAUAGACUGCAGCCCUAAGACUGAUGAUUACAAGUUUACAAAUAUGCAAAAAAGAAAGAAAGAGAAUAUAUAUGAAUGAAUGAGCGCGUACAUGAAA
Molecule: messenger RNA, 3154 nt
Organism: Nylanderia fulva
Lineage: Eukaryota; Metazoa; Arthropoda; Insecta; Hymenoptera; Formicidae
Gene: tkv
Product: serine/threonine receptor kinase thickveins
Biological process (GO): protein phosphorylation; cellular response to growth factor stimulus; cell surface receptor protein serine/threonine kinase signaling pathway
Cellular component (GO): plasma membrane; signaling receptor complex
Molecular function (GO): transmembrane receptor protein serine/threonine kinase activity; ATP binding
Source: RefSeq, a predicted model, not a curated record